Pieris macdunnoughi is the source of this 1443-nucleotide messenger RNA. Lineage: Eukaryota; Metazoa; Arthropoda; Insecta; Lepidoptera; Pieridae. The record is from the annotation of a GenBank genome assembly.
AUGAAGAUUGCAAUUGUAUUUCUUAUUUAUUUUAUAAUUUGUGUUGUUUGUGAUUUCGACGAUUCUACUAAGAAACUACCAAAAAUAAAUAGAGGUGUACGAAUUUUUAAUCCUAAAAAAUUCUCUAAAAUUAAAUAUUUACAACGAGGAGUCGAAAGACGCGAUAAUAUAGAAACCAAGAAAACAUACACAGUAUUUUCACCAAUUUCCGUUGUGAAGGAGAAUGUUCCUGAUAGUCCAUAUUUUAACCCAGAAAUCAACGUGGGCGUGAAACCAAGAGUAAAGAAAAUCUUACACGAACACGACGCCCAUUUUAUUCAUAAACGAUCCGCUGACGCAAGAAAGAGAGGCAUUGCUCUUGACAUAGCUAACACAACAGUAGCCAAGGGAGCAAACGACCCAAAUCCAGCUAAAGCCAAAGACGUACAUCCAAAGAGACAAUCUAAAAUCCAUCCUAAAUCUGGUCAAAGAUCUCACAAACACCACAAGAGUCAUCACAGAUCGCAAAAAAGAAACAGGCAUGUAGAUAAACAUUCAAAAUCGGGAUUAAAACGCACCAAUAAGAGAAACAAAAAAAACGCAAGAAGUAAAGUUAGACAAAAUAAAAACGUGAGGCACGGCAAAGUCCGAAAUCGUCGCUUAAUUGCAAGUAGAGAUGCCAUGAUAGAAGAUUAUCCUUAUGUCGUUUCGAUCCAGAAAGCAAGAGAGCAUUGGUGCUCAGGCGCAUUGCUCAAUCCACGACUUGUGAUAACAACAGCCAAUUGUAUAUGGAAAUCAAACCGUGUGAGCAGACUUAAGGUCCGAGCUGGCUCCCGCUACAUAGACCGGGGAGGUCAGGUAGCCAGGAUUCAGGAAGUAAUGAAACAUCCCUAUUGGAGCAUCAGGAAAAACCCAGAUUACGACAUCGGCUUGUUGCUGCUAGACAGGAAUAUCAGGUUUUCAGAUAAAACACACGCGGUGGAUCUUCCAAAUAUUGCUAUGUACCCGCCUUUUGAAGACGCCUGGGUGACGAGUUGGGGCGCAGAAAGACGUGAUGGAGUAUUCGAGAACAAAGGCAUGGCUCUCCAAGUGUACCACGCUCGUUUGAUGGACAAAGACAAAUGCAACAAUGUAACACAGCGUUUCGGAGUGGCCGUAUCGAAUAAUUUCAUUUGCCUCUCGCAAAUGGGCAGAAGGGCGCCUUGUACUCGUGACACUGGAGCUCCAGCAGUAAGCGAUGGUAUACUCUGGGGGCUGGCUUCUUGGGGUCUCCGAAAGUUAUGCGGGACAGAACGGUAUCCCGCGAUGUUCUCCUACCUCGGAUCCAGGUCUAAUUUGGACUUUAUAACGAAUGCCACACACUACCUUAUGUCUGACAAACGACAUUAUGUGUUCAUGGAUAAAUUUGUGUUAAAUAAGGCUGAUACAACAGAAGCACCUACGACUAACCAUUUAGAAUAUUAA